UUCAGGUGCCGAAGAUGAUGUUCAUCGUUUUACUGGCAAUGACACCCAUGUCGACUACUUCCGUUUAGUACUUCGAGAUGCCGAUUCACUUCUUGUUGGAGGAAGGAAUGUUGUUUACAAUUUGACAUUUUCCAACCUCAAUGAACAACAGAGGCUGAUCUGGUUUUCUAACGAACACGAUGCAAAGAUGUGCGUCAUGAAAGGAAAGGACGAGGAGAACUGCCAAAAUUACAUCCGUAUAAUGGCCAAGUCCGCCCAGGGCCGUUUGUUACUGUGCGGUACCAACGCUUUCAAGCCUAUCUGCCGCGAGUAUAACGUCCUCAACAAGAAUUACACCGUCGAAAAGGAGAAACACGGUCAAGCGGUGUGCCCCUAUGAUCCGCAUCAUAACUCGACGGCAAUUUAUGUGGAUGGGGAUCUUUAUACAGGAACUGUAGCUGACUUUAGUGGAAUGGAUCCCAUUAUUUAUAGAGAACCGCUACAAACAGAACAAUACGAUUCAAUGAGUUUAAAUGCUCCAGACUUCGUUGGAUCGAUGACUCAAGGAGACUACGUCUACUUCUUCUUCAGAGAAACCGCAGUGGAAUAUAUUAAUUGUGGGAAAGCUGUAUAUUCUCGUGUGGCUCGCGUCUGCAAAAAUGACAGAGGAGGCCCUCAUCGUUUUAGAAAUCGAUGGACGUCCUUCCUCAAAUCAAGACUAAAUUGUUCAGUUACAGGAGAAUUUCCAUUUUACUUUAACGAAAUACAAUCCGCCACCCAACUGAUCGAUGGCAAAUACGGUGACGUAUCGGCGCAACUGAUAUACGGAACGUUCACCACUCCGCCGAACAGUAUAUCCGGCAGCGCCGUUUGCGCCUUCAGCCUGCAGGAAAUUACGGAUACGUUCGAGGGCAAUUUUAAAGAACAAGCCGCCAUAAACUCCAACUGGCUGCCGGUGCUCAGCACUAAGGUGCCCGACCCACGCCCGGGGCAAUGUCACAACGAUAGCAGAACUUUGCCCGACUUGACGCUGAAUUUUAUCAAGACGCAUUCGCUUAUGGACCAGAGCGUGCCCAACUUCUUCGGUCAACCCAUCGUUAUAAGGACGAGUUUUCAUUAUCGCUUCACUCAAAUAGCAGUAGAUCCACAAGUUAAGGUUCCUGGAGGAAAAACCUACGAUGUGUUAUUUAUUGGAACAGAUAAUGGUAAAAUCAUUAAAGCAGUUAAUGGCCUCUCUGCGGAAACAAGACACGGAGUUCGGCCAGUGGUUGUGGAAGAGAUUCAAGUAUUUCCAGUUCACGUGUCCGUACGUGGAAUUAAAAUAAUGAAAGGCGCGGGAAAGGAAGAGGGCAGAUUAAUUGUAGUCGCUGACUCGGAAGUUCAGUCCUUAAGGUUGCAUAGAUGCGACAGUAAUAAAAUUUCAAGUUGUAGCGAAUGCGUGGCCCUUCAAGACCCAUACUGUGCAUGGGAUAAAGUGCAAGGCAAAUGCCGCUCCAAAGGAAUAGGUCGAUGGGGCGAAGAAAGUUACUUCUUCCAAAGCGUUGCCACUGGCGAGCAUUCCGCGUGUCCGCCUCCUAAAAGCAAGGAUGCCGGUUCAGUGGGCGGACUAAGUUCGAAUCAACCAAAGUUUAACGACCAUAUGCCAAACAAAGAGCUUCCCGAUGGACAAAUUAUCAAUAUUAUUCAAGACAAACCUUACGAGAAUACAGGGCCUUCAGUGACUGCUACAGAUGCUCUUCCAAAUCAGUACUCAGUUGAAACUUUAAUUAUGGCUGUGGUGGCUGGAGCAGUUUCAGCUCUAGUUGUUGGUUUUAUUGCUGGGUAUCUUUGUGGUAGGAAAUGCCAUAAAGACGAGGAUGAUAAUUUGCCAUAUCCCGAUACUGAAUAUGAGUAUUUUGAACAAAGACAAAACAUGAAUAGUCGAAUUACUGCUGAACCAAAGUUACUUCCGCAAGAGGAAGUGACCUACGCGGAGCCAGUAUUAGUUCCUCAACCUCCUCCGAAAAGUUACUCUCCUAAAAGCACUCUCCGGAAAGGUCCACAUCAAAAUAAUGCAGAAACGUUGUUUCAAUUUCAAACUGAUGGAGGCUACAAUGGCAGAGACAACUAUAGAGGACGAGAUAACUUUGGCACUCUAAGGUCGCAUCAGGGCGACAACUUCCGGCGGGGCGGCGACGGUUUCGCCACCACGCGCAGCGUCAAGAAGGUGUACCUCUGAGAAAACAGCGAGGAGGGCGCUGGAGCGCGGCGCAACCAAGCCCACCGCCAAGGCCACAGCGCGCUGCCCACCAGCGGCGGCUCGUCCAGCAGUCCCUCUCCGCCCUCCUCGUCGCCCAGCCCCACGCCACCGCACACCGCCUCCUUCAUCUACCGGGCUUAGCCUCGGACCGCCGACACAGAACAACCACCUACCGGGGCUUACUGGAGAUUCUACUAGGUUUUCCGGUUGCCUCUCGAGAUGCGCACAGGUACACGGAUGACACGGGGAAUACCGGUUUCUAGUCAACGCUAUAUAUUUUAGCAAUAUAUCUGUGUAACGUCGUUAUUGUAUUGUUGUCUGGAGGAGUGGGUGCUUUUAACUCGUAAAAUGUUAGAUAUGGUUUAAAUUAAAGUAGUUUUACUUCUUUUAUUAUGGCUAAUUUCGUUUGUUCUAACAAAGAAUAAUAACAAAGUUUUUUACAAGAUCCUAUUAUUAAUGGCGAUUCUUACUAAAGCUUAUUCAGAACCUCGCAAUUAGUGG
Sitophilus oryzae (rice weevil) is the source of this 2719-nucleotide messenger RNA. Its product is annotated as semaphorin-1A. The transcript is spliced from 13 exons. Bases 188 to 2197 code for a protein of 669 amino acids. The record is from RefSeq and is a predicted model, not a curated record. Gene Ontology annotation, molecular function: semaphorin receptor binding; chemorepellent activity. NCBI's taxonomy places the organism in Eukaryota, Metazoa, Arthropoda, Insecta, Coleoptera, Curculionidae. Gene Ontology annotation, biological process: neural crest cell migration; semaphorin-plexin signaling pathway; positive regulation of cell migration.